Condylura cristata (star-nosed mole) is the source of this 14626-nucleotide messenger RNA. It is a transcript of the gene RYR1, whose product is annotated as ryanodine receptor 1 (skeletal). Gene Ontology annotation, cellular component: calcium channel complex; sarcolemma; smooth endoplasmic reticulum. Bases 1 to 14523 code for a protein of 4840 amino acids. Gene Ontology annotation, molecular function: protein binding; ryanodine-sensitive calcium-release channel activity. Gene Ontology annotation, biological process: intracellular calcium ion homeostasis; calcium ion transmembrane transport. Lineage: Eukaryota; Metazoa; Chordata; Mammalia; Eulipotyphla; Talpidae. The transcript has 105 exons. The record is from RefSeq and is a predicted model, not a curated record.
AUGGGUGAUGGAGGAGAGGGCGAGGACGAGGUCCAAUUCCUGCGGACGAACGUGCCCCCCGACCUGGCCAUCUGCUGCUUCAUCCUGGAGCAGUCCCUGUCUGUCCGAGCCCUGCAGGAGAUGCUGGCCAACACCGUGGAGGCUGGUGCAGAGUCGUCCCAGGGCGGGGGACACAGGACGCUCCUGUAUGGCCACGCUAUCCUGCUCCGACACGCUCACAGCCGCAUGUAUCUGAGCUGCCUCACCACCUCCCGCUCCAUGACUGACAAGCUGGCCUUCGACGUGGGGCUGCAAGAGGAUGCAACAGGAGAAGCCUGUUGGUGGACGAUGCACCCAGCCUCCAAGCAGAGGUCUGAAGGAGAAAAGGUCCGAGUCGGGGAUGACCUCAUCCUCGUUAGUGUCUCCUCUGAGCGCUACCUGCACCUGUCCACAGCCAGUGGGGAGCUUCAGGCUGAUGCGUCCUUCAUGCAGACACUGUGGAACAUGAACCCCAUCUGUUCCUGCUGCGAAGAAGGCUACGUCACUGGGGGCCACGUGCUGCGCCUCUUCCAUGGACACAUGGACGAGUGUCUGACCAUUUCCCCCGCCGACAGUGAGGACCAGCGCAGACUUGUCUUCUAUGAGGGGGGAGCUGUAUGCACCCAUGCCCGCUCCCUCUGGAGACUGGAGCCACUGCGAAUCAGCUGGAGCGGGAGCCAUCUGCGCUGGGGGCAGCCGCUUCGCAUCCGGCACGUCACCACGGGACGGUACCUGGCGCUCACCGAGGACCAGGGCCUGGUGGUGGUCGAUGCCAGCAAGGCCCACACCAAGGCCACCUCCUUCUGCUUCCGUAUCUCCAAGGAGAAGCUGGAUGUGGCUCCCAAGCGGGAUGUGGAAGGCAUGGGCCCCCCCGAGAUCAAGUACGGGGAGUCACUGUGCUUUGUGCAGCACGUGGCCUCAGGCCUGUGGCUCACCUAUGCAGCCCCGGACCCCAAGGCCCUGAGGCUCGGCGUGCUCAAGAAGAAGGCCAUGCUGCACCAGGAAGGCCACAUGGAUGACGCACUGUCCCUGACCCGCUGCCAGCAGGAGGAGUCCCAGGCCGCCCGCAUGAUCUACAGCACAGCUGGGCUGUAUAACCAGUUCAUCAAGGGCCUGGACAGCUUCAGCGGGAAGCCGCGGGGCUCGGGUCCGCCAGCUGGCACCGCGCUGCCUAUCGAGGGCGUGGUCCUGAGCCUGCAGGACCUCAUCGGCUACUUUGAGCCGCCCUCGGAGGAGCUGCAGCACGAGGAAAAGCAGACCAAGCUGCGCAGCCUUCGCAACCGCCAGAGCCUCUUCCAGGAGGAGGGCAUGCUCUCCCUGGUCUUGAAUUGCAUUGACCGCCUAAAUGUCUACACCACCGCAGCCCACUUUGCCGAAUUUGCAGGAGAAGAGGCAGCUGAGUCCUGGAAAGAGAUAGUCAACCUGCUCUACGAACUCCUGGCCUCUCUGAUCCGGGGCAAUCGCACCAACUGUGCCCUCUUCUCCACCAACUUGGACUGGUUGGUCAGCAAGCUGGAUCGGCUGGAAGCCUCCUCCGGGAUCCUGGAGGUGCUGUACUGCGUCCUCAUCGAGAGUCCCGAGGUCCUGAACAUCAUCCAGGAGAACCACAUCAAGUCCAUCAUCUCCCUGCUAGACAAGCACGGGAGGAACCACAAGGUCCUGGACGUGCUGUGUUCCCUGUGUGUGUGCAAUGGCGUGGCCGUGCGCUCCAACCAAGACCUCAUCACCGAGAACUUGCUGCCGGGCCGCGAGCUCCUGCUGCAGACUGACCUCAUCAACUAUGUCACCAGCAUCCGCCCCAACAUCUUCGUGGGCCGAGCAGAGGGCUCCACGCAGUACUGCAAGUGGUACUUCGAGGUGAUGGUGGACGAGGUGGCCCCGUUCCUGACGGCGCGGGCCACUCACCUGCGGGUGGGCUGGGCCCUGACCGAGGGCUACAGCCCCUACCCCGGGGGCGGCGAGGGCUGGGGCGGCAACGGCGUGGGCGACGACCUCUACUCCUAUGGCUUCGAUGGGCUGCAUCUCUGGACAGGACACGUGGCCCGUCCAGUGACUUCCCCGGGACAGCACCUCCUGGCGCCUGAGGACGUGGUCAGCUGCUGCCUUGACCUCAGCGUGCCGUCCAUCUCCUUCCGCAUCAACGGCUGCCCCGUGCAGGGUGUCUUCGAGGCCUUCAACUUGGACGGGCUCUUCUUCCCUGUCGUCAGCUUCUCGGCUGGCAUCAGGGUGCGGUUCCUCCUCGGUGGCCGCCAUGGAGAAUUCAAGUUCCUCCCUCCUCCCGGCUACGCCCCGUGCCAUGAGGCUGUGCUCCCAAGAGAGCGACUCCAUCUGGAACCCAUCAAGGAGUAUCGGCGGGAGGGUCCCCGAGGCCCCCACCUGGUGGGCCCCAGCCGCUGCCUCUCACACAUGGACUUUGUGCCCUUCCCCGUGGACACAGUCCAGAUUGUCCUGCCCCCCCACCUGGAGCGUAUUCGGGAGAAGCUGGCGGAGAACAUCCAUGAGCUCUGGGCGCUGACCCGCAUCGAGCAGGGCUGGACCUACGGCCCGGUUCGGGAUGACAAUAAAAGGCUGCACCCGUGUCUUGUGGACUUCCACGACCUUCCAGAGCCAGAGAGGAACUACAACCUGCAGAUGUCGGGGGAGACCCUUAAGACCCUGCUGGCGCUGGGCUGCCACGUGGGCAUGGCGGAUGAGAAGGCGGAAGACAAUCUGAAGAAAACGAAGCUCCCCAAGACGUACAUGAUGAGCAACGGGUACAAGCCGGCACCGCUGGACCUGAGCCACGUGCGGCUGACGCCGGCGCAGACCACGCUGGUGGACCGGCUGGCGGAGAACGGGCACAACGUGUGGGCACGAGACCGCGUGGCCCAGGGCUGGAGCUACAGCGCCGUGCAGGACAUCAUCGCGCGCCGGAACCCUCGGCUCGUGCCCUACCGCCUGCUGGACGAGGCGACCAAGCGCAGCAACCGCGACAGCCUCUGCCAGGCCGUGCGCACCCUGCUGGGCUACGGCUACAACAUCGAGCCCCCAGACCAGGAGCCCAGUCAGGUGGAGAGCCAGUCUCGGUGGGACCGUGUGCGCAUCUUCCGGGCAGAGAAAUCCUACGCGGUGCAGGGCGGUCGCUGGUACUUCGAGUUCGAGGCGGUCACCACCGGCGAGAUGCGCGUGGGCUGGGCGAGGCCCGAGCUGCGCCCUGACGUGGAGCUGGGGGCUGAUGAGUUGGCCUAUGUCUUCAACGGGCACCGCGGCCAGCGCUGGCACUUGGGCAGCGAGCCAUUUGGGCGUCCCUGGCAGCCUGGUGAUGUUGUGGGCUGCAUGAUCGACCUCUCGGAGAACAACAUCAUCUUCACCCUCAAUGGCGAGAUCCUUAUGUCCGACUCGGGCUCUGAAACAGCCUUCCGGGAUAUUGAGAUUGGAGACGGCUUCCUGCCCGUCUGCAGCUUGGGACCUGGCCAGGUGGGUCACCUGAACUUAGGCCAGGACGUAAGCUCCCUGCGAUUCUUUGCCAUCUGCGGCCUCCAGGAAGGCUUUGAGCCAUUCGCCAUCAACAUGCAGCGCCCAGUCACCACAUGGUUCAGCAAAAGCCUUCCCCAGUUCGAUGCUGUGCCUCUCGAACACCCCCACUAUGAGGUGGCCCGCAUGGACGGCACCGUGGACACGCCCCCCUGCCUGCGCCUGACCCACCGCACCUGGGGCUCCCAGAACAGCCUAGUGGAGAUGCUUUUUCUCCGGCUCAGUCUGCCAGUCCAGUUCCACCAGCACUUCCGCUGCACGGCAGGGGCCACCCCUCUGGCACCCCCUGGCCUGCAGCCCCCCGCUGAGGAUGAGGCCCGAGCAGCAGAACCUGACUCCGACUAUGAAAACCUGUGUCGUUCAGCUGGGCGCUGGGGCGAGGCUGAGGGGGGCAAAGAGGGAGCUGCCAAGGAGGGGGCGCCCGGGAGUAACGCCCAGGCCGGAGUGGAGGCCCAGUCUGCCAGGGCGGAAAAUGAGAAGGAUGCUACCACAGAGAAGAACAAGAAGAGAGGAUUCUUGUUCAAGGCCAAGAAGGUCGCCAUGAUGACCCAGCCACCAACCACCCCUGCUCUGCCCCGACUCCCUCGGGAGGUGGUGCCGACCGAUGACCGAGACGACCCUGAGAUCAUCCUCAGCACUACCACGUACUAUUACUCCGUGAGGAUCUUCGCUGGCCAGGAGCCCAGCUGCGUGUGGGUGGGCUGGGUCACCCCUGACUACCAUCAACAUGACAUGAACUUCGACCUCAGCAAAGUUCGGGCAGUGACCGUGACCAUGGGGGAUGAACAAGGCAACGUCCACAGCAGCCUCAAGUGCAGCAACUGCUACAUGGUGUGGGGCGGGGACUUCGUGAGCCCCGGGCAGCAGGGCCGGAUCAGCCACACGGACCUGGUCAUCGGCUGCCUGGUGGACCUGGCCACUGGCCUGAUGAACUUCACGGCCAACGGCAAAGAGAGCAACACCUUCUUCCAGGUGGAACCCAAUACCAAGCUGUUUCCCGCUGUCUUUGUCUUGCCGACCCACCAGAACGUCAUCCAGUUUGAGUUGGGGAAGCAGAAGAACAUCAUGCCGCUGUCUGCUGCCAUGUUUCUGAGUGAGCGCAGGAACCCGGCCCCGCAGUGCCCGCCGCGCCUCGAGAUGCAGAUGCUGAUGCCCGUCUCGUGGAGCCGCAUGCCCAACCACUUCCUGCAGGUGGAGACGCAUCGAGCUGGUGAGCGGCUGGGCUGGGCCGUGCAGUGCCAGGAGCCGCUGACCAUGAUGGCGCUACACAUCCCAGAGGAGAACAGGAGCAUGGACAUCCUGGAGCUGUCUGAGCGUCUGGACCUGCAGCGCUUCCACUCCCACACGCUCCGCCUGUACCGCGCCGUGUGCGCCCUGGGCAAUAACCGCGUGGCGCAUGCGCUGUGCAGCCACGUGGACCAGGCCCAGCUGCUGCACGCGCUGGAGGACGCGCACCUGCCCGGCCCGCUGCGUGCCGGCUACUACGACCUCCUCAUCAGCAUCCACCUCGAAAGCGCCUGCCGCAGCCGCCGCUCCAUGCUCUCCGAGUACAUCGUGCCCCUCACGGCCGAGACCCGCGCCAUCACGCUCUUCCCCCCUGGAAAGACCGAGGAUGACGGUCCCCGCCGCCACGGCCUGCCCGGCGUUGGCGUCACCACCUCUCUGCGGCCUCCACACCACUUCUCACCCCCCUGUUUCGUAGCUGCCCUGCCAGCUGCUGGGGUGGCGGAAGCCCCCACCCGCCUCAGCCCCAGCAUCCCUCUGGAGGCCCUCAGGGACAAAGCGCUGAGGAUGCUGGGGGAGGCAGUGCGCGACGGCGGGCAGCACGCGCGCGACCCGGUGGGCGGCUCGGUGGAGUUCCAGUUUGUGCCGGUGCUCAAGCUUGUGUCCACACUGCUGGUGAUGGGCGUCUUUGGCGAUGAGGACGUGAAGCAGAUACUGAAGAUGAUUGAGCCUGAGGUAUUCACUGAAGAAGAAGAGGAGGAGGAAGAAGAGGAGGAGGAGGAGGAAGAAGAGGAUGAGGAGGAGAAGGAGGAGGAUGAGGAAGAAGAGGCUCAGGAGAAGGAAGAUGAGGGAAAAGAAGAGGAAACAGCUGAAGGGGAAAAGGAAGAAGGCUUGGAGGAGGGCCUGCUCCAGAUGAAGCUGCCUGAGUCUGUGAAGCUGCAGAUCAACAUGCUGUUGCACUUCAAAGAUGGUGCUAAUGAGGAAGAUUGUCCCCUCCCUGAGGACAUCAGAGAGGAACUGCUGACAUUUCAUCAAGACCUGCUGGCACAUUGUGGAAUUCAGCUGAAGGGAGAAGAGGAGGAACCAGAGGAAGAGGCCACGCUGGGCAGCCGCCUGAUGAGCCUGCUGGAGAAAGUGCGGCUGGUAAAGAAGAAAGAAGAGAAGCCCGAGGAGGAGCCUCCCGCUGAGGAGAGCAAACCCAAGUCGCUGCAGGAGUUGGUGUCCCACACGGUGGUGCGCUGGGCCCAGGAGGACUUUGUGCAGAGCCCAGAGCUGGUCCGGGCCAUGUUCAGCCUCCUGCACCGCCAGUACGACGGGCUCGGGGAGCUGCUGCGCGCCCUGCCGCGGGCAUACACCAUCUCGCCGUCCUCCAUGGAGGACACCAUGAGCCUGCUCGAGUGCCUGGGCCAGAUCCGGUCGCUGCUCAUCGUGCAGAUGGGCCCCCAGGAGGAGAACCUCAUGAUCCAGAGCAUUGGAAACAUCAUGAACAACAAAGUCUUCUAUCAGCAUCCCAACCUGAUGCGGGCUCUGGGCAUGCAUGAGACUGUCAUGGAGGUGAUGGUCAAUGUCCUCGGGGGUGGUGAGUCGAAGGAGAUUCGCUUCCCCAAGAUGGUGACAAGCUGUUGCCGCUUUCUCUGCUACUUCUGCCGCAUUAGCCGGCAGAACCAGCGCUCCAUGUUUGACCACCUGAGCUACCUGCUGGAGAACAGUGGCAUCGGCCUGGGCAUGCAGGGCUCCACGCCCCUGGACGUGGCCGCCGCCUCCGUCAUUGACAACAACGAGCUGGCCUUGGCGUUACAGGAGCAGGACCUGGAGAAGGUGGUGUCAUACCUGGCAGGCUGUGGCCUCCAAAGCUGCCCCAUGCUCCUGGCCAAAGGGUACCCGGACAUUGGCUGGAACCCCUGUGGCGGCGAACACUACCUGGAUUUCCUGCGCUUCGCUGUCUUUGUCAACGGUGAGAGUGUGGAGGAGAACGCCAACGUGGUGGUCCGGCUGCUCAUCCGCAAGCCCGAGUGCUUUGGGCCCGCCCUGCGGGGCGAGGGCGGCUCCGGGCUGCUGGCAGCCAUUGAAGAGGCCAUCCGCAUCUCCGAGGACCCGGCCCGGGAUGGCCCUGGCGUCCGCAGGGACCGGCGGCGUGAGCACUUCGGCGAGGAGCCCCCGGAGGAGAACCGUGUGCACCUGGGACACGCCAUCAUGUCCUUCUACGCCGCCCUGAUCGACCUGCUGGGACGCUGUGCCCCAGAGAUGCAUCUAAUCCAAGCUGGCAAGGGUGAGGCGCUGCGGAUCCGCGCCAUCCUGCGCUCCCUCGUGCCCCUGGAUGACCUCGUGGGCAUCAUCAGCCUCCCACUACAGAUCCCCACCCUGGGCAAAGAUGGGGCCCUGGUACAGCCAAAGAUGUCGGCAUCCUUUGUGCCGGACCACAAGGCAUCCAUGGUGCUCUUCCUGGACCGCGUGUACGGCAUCGAGAAUCAGGACUUCUUGCUGCACGUGCUGGAUGUGGGGUUCCUGCCCGACAUGCGGGCAGCUGCCUCCUUGGACACGGCCACUUUUAGCACCACGGAGAUGGCGCUGGCGCUGAACCGCUACCUGUGCCUGGCGGUGCUGCCGCUCAUCACCAAGUGCGCGCCGCUCUUCGCGGGCACGGAGCACCGCGCCAUCAUGGUGGACUCCAUGCUGCACACGGUGUACCGCCUGUCCCGCGGCCGCUCGCUCACCAAGGCGCAGCGCGACGUCAUCGAGGACUGUCUCAUGGCGCUCUGCAGGUACAUCCGCCCGUCCAUGCUGCAGCACUUGCUGCGCCGGCUGGUGUUCGACGUGCCCAUCCUGAACGAGUUCGCCAAGAUGCCACUCAAGCUCCUCACCAACCAUUACGAGCGCUGUUGGAAAUAUUACUGCCUCCCCACCGGUUGGGCUAGCUUCGGGGUCACCUCGGAGGAGGAGCUGCACCUCACUCGCAAGCUCUUCUGGGGCAUUUUUGACUCCCUGGCACAUAAGAAAUAUGACCCAGAGCUGUACCGCAUGGCCAUGCCCUGCUUGUGCGCCAUCGCAGGGGCUCUGCCCCCCGAUUAUGUGGACGCUUCGUAUUCAUCCAAGGCGGAGAAAAAGGCCACGGUGGACGCAGAAGGCAACUUUGAUCCUCGGCCUGUGGAGACCCUCAACGUGAUCAUCCCAGAGAAGCUUGACUCCUUCAUCAACAAGUUCUCGGAGUAUACGCAUGAGAAGUGGGCCUUUGACAAGAUCCAGAACAGCUGGUCCUACGGGGAGAACAUAGACGAGGAGCUGAAGACCCACCCCAUGCUGAGGCCUUACAAGACCUUUUCAGAAAAGGACAAAGAAAUAUACCGCUGGCCCAUCAAGGAGUCCUUGAAGGCCAUGAUUGCCUGGGAGUGGACCAUAGAGAAGGCCAGGGAGGGUGAAGAGGAGAAGAUGGAGAAGAAGAAAACACGGAAGAUAUCCCAGAGCACCCAGACUUAUGACCCCAGAGAAGGCUACAAUCCCCAGCCCCCGGACCUCAGUGGGGUGACCCUUUCCCGGGAGUUGCAGGCCAUGGCUGAACAACUGGCAGAAAAUUACCACAACACGUGGGGGCGCAAAAAGAAGCAGGAGCUGGAGGCCAAGGGUGGUGGGACCCAUCCCCUGCUGGUUCCCUACGACACACUCACGGCCAAGGAGAAAGCACGAGAUCGAGAGAAGGCCCAGGAGCUGCUGAAGUUCCUGCAGAUGAACGGCUACGCGGUUACCAGAGGCCUGAAGGACAUGGAGCUGGACACAUCUUCCAUCGAGAAAAGGUUCGCCUUUGGCUUCCUGCAGCAGUUGCUGCGCUGGAUGGACAUUUCCCAGGAGUUCAUCGCCCAUCUGGAGGCCGUGGUCAGCAGUGGGCGAGUGGAAAAGUCCCCACAUGAACAGGAGAUCAAAUUCUUUGCCAAGAUACUGCUCCCCUUGAUCAACCAGUACUUCACCAACCACUGCCUCUAUUUCCUGUCCACACCGGCCAAAGUGCUGGGCAGUGGUGGCCACGCCUCCAACAAGGAGAAGGAAAUGAUCACCAGCCUCUUCUGCAAACUUGCUGCUCUUGUGCGUCACCGAGUCUCUCUCUUUGGGACGGAUGCCCCGGCUGUGGUCAACUGUCUCCACAUCCUGGCCCGCUCCCUGGACGCCAGGACAGUGAUGAAGUCAGGCCCCGAGAUCGUGAAGGCUGGUCUCCGCUCCUUCUUCGAGAGCGCCUCGGAGGACAUAGAGAAGAUGGUGGAGAACCUGCGGCUAGGCAAGGUGUCCCAGGCGCGCACGCAGGUGAAGGGCGUGGGCCAGAACAUCACCUACACCACCGUGGCCCUGCUGCCCGUCCUCACCACCCUCUUCCAGCACGUCGCCCAGCACCAGUUUGGAGAUGACGUCAUCUUGGAUGAUGUCCAGGUCUCUUGCUACCGAACGCUGUGCAGUAUCUACUCUCUGGGAACCACCAGGAACCCUUAUGUGGAAAAGUUGCGGCCCGCCCUGGGGGAAUGCCUGGCCUGCCUGGCAGCGGCCAUGCCCGUGGCGUUCUUGGAGCCCGAGCUGAACGAGUAUAACGCCUGCUCGGUGUACACCACCAAGUCUCCCCGGGAGCGAGCCAUCCUGGGGCUCCCCAACAGUGUGGAGGAGAUGUGCCCUGACAUCCCGGUGCUGGAACGGCUCAUGGCAGACAUCGGGGGGCUGGCCGAGUCGGGGGCCCGCUACACGGAGAUGCCCCACGUCAUUGAGAUCACGCUGCCCAUGUUGUGCAGCUACCUGCCCCGCUGGUGGGAGCGCGGGCCCGAGGCACCCCCACCAGCCCUGCCUGCCGGGGCGCCCCCACCCUGCACGGCCGUCACCUCCAACCACCUCAACUCCCUGCUGGGGAACAUCCUGAGAAUCAUCGUCAACAACCUGGGCAUCGAUGAGGCCUCGUGGAUGAAGCGGCUCGCGGUGUUUGCGCAGCCCAUCGUGAGCCGGGCGCGGCCCGAGCUCCUGCACACACACUUCAUCCCCACCAUCGGGCGUCUGCGCAAGCGGGCGGGCAAGGUGGUGGCCGAGGAGGAGCAGCUGCGGCUGGAGGCCAAGGCGGAAGCCGAGGAGGGCGAGCUCCUGGUGCGGGACGAGUUCUCCGUGCUCUGCCGCGACCUGUACGCCCUCUACCCGCUGCUCAUCCGCUACGUGGACAACAACAGGGCACACUGGCUGACGGCACCGGACCCCAGUGCCGAGGAGCUCUUCAGGAUGGUGGGCGAGAUCUUUAUCUACUGGUCCAAGUCCCACAACUUUAAGCGUGAGGAGCAGAACUUUGUGGUCCAGAAUGAGAUCAACAACAUGUCCUUUCUGACCGCGGACAACAAGAGCAAAAUGGCCAAGGCGGGAGAAGUACAGUCGGGUGGCUCCGACCAGGAGCGCACCAAGAAGAAGCGCAGAGGGGACCGGUACUCCGUGCAGACGUCACUCAUCGUGGCCACGCUCAAGAAGAUGCUGCCCAUCGGCCUGAACAUGUGUGCUCCCACCGACCAGGAGCUCAUCACGCUGGCCAAGACCCGCUACGCCCUGAAAGACACAGAUGAGGAGGUGCGUGAAUAUCUGCAGAACAACCUUCAUCUCCAGGGAAAGGUCGAAGGCUCCCCCUCGCUGCGCUGGCAGAUGGCCCUGUACCGGGGCCUCCCGGGCCGUGAGGAGGACGCUGACGACCCCGAGAAGAUUGUACGCAGGGUCCAGGAAGUGUCUGCGGUGCUUUAUCAUCUGGAGCAGACUGAGCACCCUUACAAGUCCAAGAAGGCUGUGUGGCACAAACUCUUGUCCAAGCAGCGCCGGAGGGCAGUCGUUGCCUGUUUCCGCAUGACUCCCCUGUACAACUUGCCCACCCACCGGGCUUGUAAUAUGUUCCUGGAGAGCUACAAGGCCUCCUGGAUCUUGACUGAAGACCACAGUUUCGAGGACCGCAUGAUAGAUGACCUUGCAAAAGCUGGGGAGCAGGAGGAAGAAGAGGAAGAGGUGGAAGAGAAGAAGCCAGAUCCCCUGCACCAACUGGUCCUGCACUUCAGCCGCACAGCCCUGACUGAGAAGAGCAAGCUGGAGGAGGAUUACCUGUACAUGGCCUAUGCGGACAUCAUGGCAAAGAGCUGCCACCUGGAGGAGGGGGAGGAGAAUGCCGAAGCUGAAGAGGAGGAGUCUGAGGUUUCCUUUGAGGAGAAGGAGAUGGAGAAGCAGAGGCUCCUGUAUCAGCAGGCGCGGCUGCACAACCGCGGGGCUGCGGAGAUGGUGCUCCAGAUGAUCAGCGCCUGCAAAGGAGAGACGGGCGCCAUGGUGUCCUCCACCCUGAAGCUGGGCAUCUCCAUCCUGAAUGGAGGCAAUGCCAAUGUGCAACAGAAAAUGCUGGAUUAUCUGAAGGACAAGAAGGAAGUUGGCUUCUUCCAGAGUAUCCAGGCGUUGAUGCAGACGUGCAGCGUCCUGGAUCUCAACGCCUUCGAGAGGCAGAACAAGGCAGAGGGGCUGGGCAUGGUGAAUGAAGACGGAACUGUCAUCAACCGCCAGAACGGAGAGAAGGUCAUGGCCGAUGAUGAAUUCACCCAAGACCUAUUCCGAUUCCUGCAGUUGCUCUGUGAAGGGCACAAUAAUGAUUUCCAAAAUUACCUACGGACGCAGACAGGGAACACGACCACUAUCAAUAUCAUCAUCUGCACAGUGGACUACCUCCUGCGGCUACAGGAGUCCAUCAGCGACUUCUACUGGUACUACUCCGGCAAGGAUGUCAUCGAGGAGCAGGGCAAGAGGAACUUUUCCAAAGCCAUGUCCGUGGCUAAACAGGUGUUCAACAGCCUCACGGAGUACAUCCAGGGCCCCUGCACCGGGAACCAGCAGAGCCUGGCGCACAGCCGCCUCUGGGACGCCGUGGUAGGAUUCCUGCACGUGUUCGCUCACAUGAUGAUGAAGCUCGCUCAGGACUCAAGUCAGAUCGAGCUAUUGAAGGAGCUGCUGGAUCUACAGAAGGACAUGGUGGUGAUGCUGCUGUCGCUGCUCGAAGGGAACGUGGUGAACGGCAUGAUUGCCCGGCAGAUGGUGGACAUGCUUGUGGAAUCCUCAUCCAACGUGGAGAUGAUCCUCAAGUUCUUUGACAUGUUCCUGAAACUCAAGGACAUCGUGGGUUCUGAAGCUUUCCAGGACUAUGUCACUGAUCCCCGUGGCCUCAUCUCCAAGAAGGACUUCCAGAAGGCCAUGGACAGCCAGAAGCAAUUCAGUGGUUCAGAAAUCCAGUUCCUGAUUUCCUGCUCCGAAGCGGAUGAAAACGAAAUGAUCAACUUUGAAGAGUUCGCCAACCGCUUCCAGGAGCCAGCCCGUGACAUUGGUUUCAACGUGGCUGUGCUGCUGACCAACCUGUCGGAGCACGUGCCGCAUGACCCACGCCUGCGCACCUUCCUGGAGCUGGCCGAGAGCAUCCUCGAGUACUUCCGGCCUUACCUAGGCCGCAUCGAGAUCAUGGGAGCCUCACGCCGCAUCGAGCGCAUCUACUUCGAGAUCUCAGAGACCAACCGGGCCCAGUGGGAGAUGCCCCAGGUGAAGGAGUCCAAGCGCCAGUUCAUCUUCGACGUGGUGAACGAGGGCGGCGAGUCGGAGAAGAUGGAGAUGUUCGUGAGCUUCUGCGAGGACACCAUCUUCGAGAUGCAGAUUGCGGCGCAGAUCUCUGAGCCCGAGGGCGAGCCCGAGGAGGACGAGGACGAGGGGGCCGGCGAGGCGGGCGCCGAGGGCGCGGAGGAGGGCGCGGCGGCGGUGACCGAGCUCCUGGCGGGCAUGCCCGACCCCACGGGGGACGAGGUCCACGGCGAGCAGCCGGCCGGGCUCAGCGGCGACGCGGAUGGCGAGGGCGCCGGCGAGGGCGCGAGCGAGGCCGCGGAGGGCACGGGCGAUGAGGAGGCAGCGGCCCACGAAGCCGGGCCUGGAGGCGCCGACGGGGCCGCUGCGGCCGUCGAUGGGGGCCCCUUCCGGCCCGAAGGGGCCGGUGGCCUCGGGGACAUGGGUGACACGACGCCGGUGGAGCCGCCCACACCCGAGGGCUCCCCCAUCAUCAAGAGGAAGCUGGGGGUGGAAGGACAGGAGGAAGAGCCACUGCCUGAGCCCGAGCCGGAGCCGGAGCCCGAGCCGGAGCCUGAGAAAGCCGAUGCUGAGAAUGGGGAGAAGGAAGAAGUUCCUGAGGCCCCACCAGAGCCCCCUAAGAAGACAGAACCUGCUGCACCCCCUCCAAAGAAGGAGGAAUCUGGGGGCAUGGGCCAGGAAUUCUGGGGAGAACUGGAAGUGCAGAGAGUAAAGUUCUUGAACUACCUCUCCCGGAACUUUUACACCCUGCGGUUCCUUGCCCUCUUCUUGGCUUUUGCCAUCAACUUCAUCUUGCUGUUUUAUAAGGUCUCAGACUCUCCUCCGGGGGAGGACGACCUGGAGGGCUCAGCGGCUGGGGACCUGUCGGGCGCAGGAUCCGGCGGCGGCUCUGGCUGGGGCUCAGGAGCCGGUGAGGAAGCGGAGGGCGACGAGGAUGAGAACAUGGUAUACUACUUUCUGGAGGAGAGCACGGGCUACAUGGAGCCCGCCCUGCGCUGCCUGAGCCUGCUGCACACGCUGGUGGCCUUCCUCUGUAUCAUCGGCUACAACUGCCUCAAGGUGCCCCUGGUGAUCUUCAAGCGCGAGAAGGAGCUGGCCCGGAAGCUGGAAUUCGACGGCCUCUACAUCACGGAGCAGCCUGAGGACGACGAUGUGAAGGGGCAGUGGGACCGGCUGGUGCUGAACACACCGUCUUUCCCCAGCAACUACUGGGACAAGUUUGUCAAGAGGAAGGUUCUGGACAAGCAUGGGGACAUCUAUGGGCGGGAGCGGAUUGCCGAGCUGCUGGGCAUGGAUUUGGCCUCCCUGGAGAUCACAGCCCACAACGAGCGCAAGCCUGAGCCGCCCCCAGGGCUGCUCACCUGGAUCAUGUCCAUCGAUAUCAAGUACCAGAUCUGGAAGUUUGGGGUCAUCUUCACAGACAAUUCCUUCCUGUACCUGAGCUGGUACAUGGUGAUGUCCCUCCUGGGGCACUACAACAACUUCUUCUUUGCGGCCCACCUCCUGGACAUCGCCAUGGGAGUCAAGACUCUGCGUACCAUCCUCUCUUCCGUCACUCACAACGGGAAACAGCUGGUGAUGACGGUGGGCCUCCUGGCCGUGGUGGUCUACCUGUAUACCGUGGUGGCCUUCAACUUCUUCCGGAAGUUCUACAACAAGAGUGAGGAUGAGGACGAGCCUGACAUGAAGUGUGACGACAUGAUGACGUGUUACCUGUUUCACAUGUACGUGGGUGUCCGAGCUGGCGGGGGCAUUGGGGACGAGAUCGAGGAUCCAGCAGGCGAUGAAUAUGAGCUCUACCGGGUAGUCUUCGACAUCACCUUCUUCUUCUUCGUCAUUGUCAUCCUGCUAGCCAUCAUCCAGGGUCUCAUCAUUGACGCCUUUGGUGAGCUGCGAGACCAGCAGGAGCAAGUGAAGGAAGACAUGGAGACCAAGUGCUUCAUCUGCGGCAUUGGCAGUGACUACUUUGACACGACUCCUCACGGCUUCGAGACCCACACACUGGAGGAGCACAACCUGGCCAAUUACAUGUUUUUCCUGAUGUAUCUGAUAAACAAGGACGAGACAGAACACACCGGUCAGGAGUCUUACGUUUGGAAGAUGUACCAAGAGAGAUGCUGGGAUUUCUUCCCAGCUGGAGAUUGCUUCCGCAAGCAGUAUGAGGACCAGCUUAGCUGAGCGCCCCCAGCUGGCCCUCCGUCCCCACCCAAGUGCCUUAUUCUCAGAGCAAGCCCUGUAGCCCGUACCCCAUGUUCUGGAGAAAUAAAGUCUCCUACAUCCC